Molecule: messenger RNA, 249 nt
Organism: Ilex paraguariensis (yerba mate)
Lineage: Eukaryota; Viridiplantae; Streptophyta; Magnoliopsida; Aquifoliales; Aquifoliaceae
Source: the annotation of a GenBank genome assembly
AUGGAAGAUCCGGAUGAUGAGUGGGAAUAUACAUCACCAGAAAGUGAAGUGGUUCUUCCUCCACUUUUGGUGAUAUCCACUCUUGGGUUUGCAUUUUCGGUUCCAUUUGGGGUUGUCUUUGCAACUUAUGCUUGCACCGAGGAUGUGUGUUUUGGAAAAGUUGUAACAGAAGAUGAAGAAAAAGAAAAGACAGAGGAUGCAAAGAAACAGUUAGAGAUGAGGGUUGAUUGUAGUAGAAGGAGUGAUUGA